Molecule: messenger RNA, 2133 nt
Organism: Castor canadensis (American beaver)
Lineage: Eukaryota; Metazoa; Chordata; Mammalia; Rodentia; Castoridae
Gene: Drd2
Product: dopamine receptor D2
Biological process (GO): regulation of dopamine secretion; adenylate cyclase-inhibiting dopamine receptor signaling pathway; negative regulation of adenylate cyclase activity
Cellular component (GO): glutamatergic synapse; plasma membrane; presynaptic membrane
Molecular function (GO): dopamine neurotransmitter receptor activity, coupled via Gi/Go; G protein-coupled receptor activity
Source: RefSeq, a predicted model, not a curated record
ACCGCUCCUCACUGGCGUGAGCCGGUCGAGCGGCUGCCCGCCGGGGGCUCUGAUCGGCGCGGCGGGGCCGGGAGUCAGGGACCCGCCGAGGAGAGCGGCGGCCCCGGACGGCUGCCGGAGGGGCGGCCGCGCGUGGAUGCGGCGGGAGCCGGAAGCCUCGAGCAGCCGGCGCCGUCUCUGCCCCCGGGCGCCCUAUGGCUUGAAGAGCCUUGCCACCCAGUGGCUCCGCUGCCCCGAUGGAUCCAUUGAAUCUGUCCUGGUACGAUGACGAUCUGGAGAGGCAGAACUGGAGCCGGCCCUUCAAUGGGUCAGAAGGAAAGGCGGACAGGCCCCACUACAACUACUAUGCUAUGCUGCUCACCCUACUCAUCUUCAUCAUCAUCUUUGGGAACGUGCUAGUAUGCAUGGCUGUGUCUCGAGAGAAGGCUCUGCAGACCACUACCAACUACCUGAUCGUCAGUCUCGCUGUGGCCGACCUCCUGGUAGCCACACUGGUCAUGCCCUGGGUCGUCUACCUGGAGGUGGUGGGUGAGUGGAAAUUCAGCAGAAUUCACUGUGACAUCUUCGUCACUCUGGAUGUCAUGAUGUGCACAGCAAGCAUCCUGAACCUGUGUGCCAUCAGCAUUGACAGGUACACAGCUGUGGCCAUGCCCAUGCUGUACAACACGCGUUACAGCUCCAAGCGUCGAGUCACUGUCAUGAUCGCCAUCGUCUGGGUCCUGUCCUUCACCAUCUCCUGCCCACUGCUCUUUGGACUCAACAAUACAGAUCAGAAUGAGUGCAUCAUUGCCAACCCUGCCUUCGUGGUCUACUCUUCCAUUGUCUCCUUCUAUGUGCCCUUCAUUGUCACCCUGCUGGUCUACAUCAAGAUCUACAUUGUCCUCCGAAAGCGCCGCAAGAGGGUCAACACCAAACGCAGCAGCCGAGCUUUCAGAGCCAACCUGAAGACCCCUCUCAAGGGCAAUUGUACUCACCCCGAGGACAUGAAACUCUGCACCGUUAUCAUGAAGUCUAAUGGGAGUUUCCCAGUGAACAGGCGGAGAAUGGAGGCUGCCCGCCGAGCCCAGGAGCUGGAGAUGGAGAUGCUCUCCAGCACCAGUCCACCAGAGAGGACCCGGUACAGCCCCAUCCCCCCCAGCCACCACCAGCUGACUCUCCCCGACCCGUCCCACCAUGGCCUCCAUAGCACUCCCGACAGCCCCGCCAAACCAGAGAAGAACGGGCAUGCCAAAGACCACCCCAAGAUUGCCAAGAUCUUUGAGAUCCAGACCAUGCCCAAUGGCAAAACCCGGACCUCUCUCAAGACCAUGAGCCGUAGGAAGCUCUCGCAGCAGAAGGAGAAGAAAGCCACUCAGAUGCUCGCCAUUGUUCUCGGCGUGUUCAUCAUCUGCUGGCUGCCUUUCUUCAUCACACACAUCCUGAACAUACACUGUGACUGCAACAUCCCGCCGGUCCUAUACAGCGCCUUCACGUGGCUGGGCUACGUCAACAGUGCUGUGAACCCCAUCAUCUACACGACCUUCAACGUCGAGUUCCGAAAGGCCUUCAUGAAGAUCCUGCACUGCUGAUUCUGCCACCUGCCUGCACAGCAGCUGCUUCCCACCUCCCUGCAAGCCAUGGGCAGAAGGGCCUGGGUGGAUUCGGCUUUCUCUUCACCCCAAGGCCCUGCAGUGUUAGCUUGGCUCCGGGCCCUUCUCUGCCCACACACCCUCGUUCUGCCAGGGUGGGACUAGGGAGCCAGGCAUGGUACCAGCCCUAGGGCUGGACACAUGGCUCAGGACAGCUCACAGACUCCCUCUUCCACCUCCAGGCCCCAUCUCCUUGGCACCAAAGAUGCAGCUGCCUUCCUUGACCUUUCUCUGGGGCACUGGGAUCUCGGGUUACUGGGGCCAGAAUCAAGUUCAAGGGAUGGAACGCUCCAUCCUUGUUGGUUGGGCUUGACUGGUCCUCACUGGUCUGUACUGGAGUAGACAGUGGGAAGGAGUGACACCUCAUACCCCACAAAGCUCACACAGGGACAGCAAGGUCUCUCACCAAGGCUCCCGGCAACUUCAGUCCUAGGAGAUUCGUGUAAAUACCAGACAGCACGAAGGACCCCCAGAGAAGUCCAAGCCAAAAAUCUCAGUUCCCACC